Messenger RNA from Symbiodinium sp. CCMP2456, 780 nucleotides. NCBI's taxonomy places the organism in Eukaryota, Dinophyceae, Suessiales, Symbiodiniaceae. The record is from the annotation of a GenBank genome assembly.
AUGGAGAUCCUUGAGGAUCCCUGGAGUGACCGGGUUGGUGUUCGAGAGGCCAUCCACCGCCUUCCAGCAGAAGGGCGUUCAACCGCUACCCACAACUCGUACCAGCCGUAUGUUGGCCUGCAAGAGUGGGAGAACAUCAAGGCCAGUGUGGCGCAUGAGGUGAUACCAACAAGGCGCUUCCACAUGAGUGACUACAAGGUUCCGGAGGCGGAAGAGUCGCACUCCGAAGCUGUGGCUGGACCAGAGGGAGCACACUCCGCGGUACCACAGGACAUGGCCGCAGGACCCGCCGCUGGCGGCCAAUGCCAAUCGGGGAAGCGCUCGCCGAGGGAUGCCUCUGCGUCGCCGAAAGUCGAUGCACUGCAGCGCUGGCUCGUCGCCAAGGAGCAGGCGCUCCAGUUCCCGUCGUUGCCCAUCGCAAUACCAAAUCAUUCGCCCAGACAGCGGCCAACCAAAGCUGUGGGCAGAUUGAUUUGUGCGAGCUCUACUUCGCCAAGGCACGGGCAAGAGCAGUCCUUGGAAGUGCAGGUGAACACGGUGAACCCGACGAACCUCGCCCCGAAGAGGCGAGAUGGCCCUGUCAGGGCGCCACAAAUCCGUGACAAGGACAGGGAGAAAUAUCCGUCAGGCAAGCUUAUGAGACCCGUGCGCAAAGCUAAUGCCGACAGCUGGCACAAGUUGACGGAGGUCCUCGACAGCCCAGGUAGGAUCAAUGCGAAAGAGUCGCAUCCUUCACGAGCGUUCAACGUGGUUCCGAAGACGAACCUGAGAGUGGUUUGA